Molecule: messenger RNA, 762 nt
Organism: Elgaria multicarinata webbii
Lineage: Eukaryota; Metazoa; Chordata; Lepidosauria; Squamata; Anguidae
Product: oocyte-specific histone RNA stem-loop-binding protein 2-like
Exons: 6
Coding region: 1-615 (204 amino acids)
Biological process (GO): mRNA 3'-end processing by stem-loop binding and cleavage; mRNA transport
Cellular component (GO): cytoplasm; histone pre-mRNA 3'end processing complex
Molecular function (GO): histone pre-mRNA stem-loop binding; mRNA binding
Source: RefSeq, a predicted model, not a curated record
AUGUCAUUUGGGAGUGCUGCGCCGGACGCCUGGGCUCCCGUGGCCAGAAGGGACAGGCCUUCAUCCCAGUUCUUCUAUUCUGGAGUGAAGAUGGUGAGUGUGGGUGUGGGUACAAGAGAAUCCAGCCCAGGAUCCAGGUCUGAUGUGGAGACAGAUGAGGUUGUCUUGCGAAGGAGGCAGAAGCAGAUAAACUAUGGGAAAAACACCAUUGGUUACCAGCACUUUGUCCAGCAGGUUCCUAAGGCUGCUCGGCAGUCUGGUGUUCACCCAUGUACACCAAAUAAAUAUAAGAAGUACAGUCGCCGCUCGUGGGACAUGCAGAUCAAGCUGUGGCGACGGGCACUGCAUGGCUGGGACCCAUCUGGACUGAAUGCCCAUAGACUUGAGAGGGAAGAGCUGGUGACUAAAAUGGAAGAUCCUUUGUCUAAUAUCUCAAAUGAAUGGAUUGGUGCUCAAGGGACCCCGGGAAGCAUGAGCAAAGGAGUCCUGGGAGGACAGCUGUUUCAGAAUGCUCCAUCCAACUGGGAGAAUUUCCGGGAAGAUGUAGAAGACUGUCCAUUCUGUUCUUGGCUAUCAAUUUGUUCUCCUGGCACCGCGCAGCAGCUGAUGCCCUAGAAGAGGCAAAUCUUUCACCCCUGUGAUCCACAUGUGCCCCCUUUGCUUGCUGUAAUAUCCACCAUUUUGUACUGGAUUGUUCCCAUUUCUAUACUUAUGUUGUGGUUUACUUUAUGUAGUCUUCAUUCAUGCAGAGCGCUCAUUACU